GCUGUGGCUGCAGUGCGGGUUCGGGAGUGAUCGGAGUGUACCCGCGGGUGGGCGGAGGGAGCAAACAAGCAAGCUCAGAGCCGGGCUCCAUAUACCGCGGCCGGGCGGCCAGUACACCCGCAGGGAACGCACAGUCUGAGCCCCGGAUAGCACACACAGCAUCCCGGAGACACCCGCUGGAGCCCGCCCGGCUGGAUGGAUGAGCGGACCCCCUGUCCUUGUUACAGAGUCCGCGGGGAUCUAGCAAUGCUCCUAGCGUGGAUCGUCUGCUUGCUGCCGGCGGCGGUGCGAGCCGUGGAAGGUAAGCCGCGCUCUGUACGUUCUAUUGGGGAUUAGUGUCCGAGCAUUCCAUGGAGGACCGAACGUAUCCUGCGUUCUAUAAGGUGUCCGAGCAUUCUAUAUUUAUAAUCCCUGGAUUCUAUAGGGGAAUCCGUGUGUCCGAGCAUUCUAUACGGAGCUGUGUUACUGCAUUCUAUAGAGGGAUCUGUACGUGCCCUGCAUUUCAUAAGGGGAUCUAUAGGUAGCUCUGUAUUUUAUUUAGCGUGAUCUAAAGGUAGCUGUGUAUCUUUGUUUUUAGGGUGAUCUGUAGGGAGCUCUGUAUUUUUGUUUUUAGGGUGAUCUGUAGGGAGCUCUGUAUCUUUGUUUUAGGGAUCUACCUGCAUUUAAUAAAAAGGGGUGUAUAGGCGUCCUUUUUAAAUUUUCAUUUAGGUUCCUUUUCAUAGGGCAUCCGUGCAGUAUAUAUUUGAUAUCAGUAGGAGGAAAUCUGCAUCUGGUGCUGCGUGAUAUGCCACAAGUUCUUUGGAUUGAUGACCUGCAUUAGGUUCUUACUCCCAUUUUCCACAGCCAUCAAAAAAAGCAUUAACACCCCUAAGCUGGUACUGUUUGUUGUAUAAUAACCCAGCGUGUAUCUGUGUAAAGAAGACCUAGUGGGUUAACUGUUUUUAUAGAUUUAGUUUUUUAUAUAUUAAAUAUAUAAUAAUAAUAAUAAUAAAUUAUUUAUUUUGAUAAAGGCUUGCAAUAAAAUAACUAGGCUAAAAUACAUUUACAGUACAUUGAACCUGUAGUUGUUUCCAGCUUUGCUCUGAUGAUUUGUUUUCUGGGGUGUGGUAUACUGUGGGGUACCUAUGGCCUAUCCUGGGCCUGGCCUUAUUACUAAGAUGAGCUUUUUCAGAAUCUUUGUGGAGGGGGGCUACUACAAGCCCUUGCCAAUGGUUUCUGUAUCUUGCGAUUGCCUGGUUUGCAGGAAUGGAACUUGUGGCAUAUACAUCUCCAUUUUACAGAGUUUUAGUAGUUUUUAUUUUAUUAUGGCAUUCCCCACUCUAGUCAGAAAAAGGUUUAGAUAAAUCCUGCAUGUUUUCACAUCUGAUGAUGCACAUUUGUAACAUGAGUGAGAAGUUACCAAUUCAUUGCCUGUGUAGUCAAGAAGCCUUUGUUUCUGCAUCAUCAUAUCUAAUUUUUAUAUAUAUAAUAUAUAAUUUUUUUAAUUUAUUUUUUUGUUUAAUAAAAUGUUUUAUUUUUAGAAUAACUUUUUCCCUAAGCAGCGAGCCAUUAUGUAAUAUAAAAUAUUUUGACCAGCCAGUCUCUAUUUAAAUUGUGUGAGUAGGAAAUUGCCAUAAACGGAGUGUAAUGAUAGUACAUUAUUCAAUGUAAUAUUAUACAGUGUUCUAUUUCACCACUCUAUAAAACAGACAAUUACACUGUCAGUUUAACAAUGAAAUUUCUGUUCCUGUGCCUCCAUUUUCUCAUCUUAAUAUAAAAUUAUUUCCCAGUCUUUAAACCUGUAUCCUCAUUUAUAAAAAUCGUUUAGUCUGUAAAUAUGAAGUGAAUACUAAAUUGGUUUGGGAAUGUGUGGUGGUUUUUUUUUUUUUUUUUUUUUGCUUGAACUCAAAGGAUUUCACAAACUAUAGCUCAAUUUCAUGGCUCUGUAAUUGCAAGUCAGACAAGGUAGAUCUCUCCCCAUGAGGUGGUGUGUUCACAGUGAAUGCGUGAUGUGAGAGACACAGCUUUUCUGUUUGAAAUACCCAAUUUUCCCAAUGCCUGUACUGUCCACACCGUUAUGGGUUAAGUUGGCCUCACGUCCUCUGGUUAGGGCCAGACACACAGUCUGCAUUGUAAGAGGGACAUUUUAUUUUAAGAAGAUCUAAUCCUCGACAACAAAACGGUUUUCUCUGAUUUAAAAAGAAAAAUAAAGUUAAUUUUUAAAAAUCUUUUACUACAGUUAAGAAUUUGCUGUCAACUAAAGUGCAACUAUUUUUUUAUUUUUUGUAACUUUUCUGAUUAUUUUUUUUUUUUUUCACACUUUUUCAUUUUGUAACCACUCAUCUGUUUAAAUAGACAUUUAAAAAUUUUUAAUUUACCACCCCUCCCCCUUUUGUGUAUGUUGUAUAUAACUAAUGCCAGGUUUAGUCUCUAAAUGUUUUAUGCAUUUGUAAUCAUGCAUAUAGGCACCCCUUUUAUCUUUUUCCAAAUCUCUCUCCUCUAUGCUAGCUGCUGUUGGAUUAUAUUCCUGAUUUAAUUGAGCAUUCUAGUGAAUUUGUGGCAGGAAGUCAGCAGUUUCAGUAGUAAACAUAAUCCAGUGUAGUAAGGCUCAUGAAAGAGUAAUUGUGGAGUGUACAUUGCAAAUAGUUACAUGGACAUGUUAAUGCCUACAACAUAACCGUAGAAACCGUUUUCUUCCAAUUGUUUCUUACAAAAAACAGCAAAUGACUGUGUCAGAGAUUUGAAACCUAGGAGUAAUUGUACCCUGUGGGAUAUUUUUGAAAGAGAUAAAAGGGUUACUACAAUACCUAUGUACAGAAAAGUGUUUCCUACACCUGUAUGUGAAAAACUGUCUGUUAACUGUUGAGGUUGUGGACUAGACUGGAAAUGGUUUAACUAAGAAACUGGUGCUUGGGGAACUUAAUUUAAAAAAAAAAAAAAAAAAAAUACAUUAAAAAAUUCCAGAAUUUAUAUUGGUUAUUUUCUAAACCCCAGAUUGUAGGGGAUUUUAAGUUUCACAAAAGUAAGGCAAAAUAGCCAAACUAAAGCUAUAACUUGGUUGGAGAAUAUUUUUCAGAUCACCUAAUUUUGCCUUUGUUUUGCAAUUUAAUUUUAAUUAAUUGUUUUAGUAAAUUACCCUGGCGGCAUGUAAAUGUCUAAAAUGGUUUUUAACUUUUAAAGGUAGUGCACCUGCAACAUCAUGGUCUACAGAUGGAUAUAAAAUGCUUUUCACUAUAAAACUGUUUAAAUUUUGCACCAAAAAUCGAACAAGAAUUGUAAGAGAUGGUCCAAGUGUGCAACGUAGAUCACUUUUUGCAGUGCAAUUCUCCAGAGUACUAUCUGGCAUUGGUUGUACUGUACAAAAAUUCAGUUGCCACAAUCUAACUUAAUUUCUUUCUUUUUUCAUGUAUGACAUCCAGGCACAAUUAAGUAAAAAUAUAUUUUAAGAAAAAGCUCAUGCCUGAACUUCCAUGGUAGCUUGUUUUUUCUUUUUUUUUCUGUAAGGAAAGGGGGAGAACAGCAUUGCUGUACUCGUUGUUAAUGAUGCAUUCACUGGGUUACUUGACUAAAUGAUUGAUACCUGUUUUAACUGAAUGUGAAACCUUGUUUCAACAUUUGUAUUGUGAUGUUUGUUGCUUGUUUUGUGUGUUUCCUCAAGGGCUGUGUAGUUACUUCCUACCUUCCAAAUCUUAUCUUUUUGGAUAUCUGAUUUAAAAAAACAAAAACCUCAGGGUGGGGUAAGAAGGCCAAUUUUGUACACUGACAAUCUCCUAAUUUCCUAACCUUUUAGCAUUUCCUCCAACUGGUAAUUUGCCACAUAAUUAGUCAUUUAAACAGCUAGUUAGCAUCUUUAUAGACCUUUUUAGGAAACUUAUCUUGGCUUUAUCUGCACUGCUAAGUUGCUUUUGUUGAUCUGCAGGUCUACAUUGUUUGCUGCCCUAAUUAACCUCUUAAGGUCCCAUUUCAUCCUCAAAAUCAGGCGUAUAUAAACAGUGGAAUAUCCUGCUUAUUUAGCACUGUCAGUUCUAUAGGGCAUGGCUGACACUAAAUGAGUAGGACAUUCCAUCUCGAUUGUAGCAGAGUCUUGAAGGACCAGAUGGUUAUGAUGAUACAAUGUAUUCCUUAAUGGGAAUAUUUCAAUUGAAUUUGACCAUUUUCACCAAUAUUUAGAUUUUCUUUUUUAAUUAUUAUUAUUUAUUAUUUAUUAUUAUUAUUAUUAUUAUUAUUAUUAUUAUUAUUAUUUAAGGCACAAUUAAAAUAUAAGCUAAUGAGGGUAAACAUUUGGCCUGUAUUUUUAUUUAUUUAUUUUUUGAAUACUCAAGACCAUUGAAAUGUUCCCUUUCUUCCUUGUUCUAAUGAAGGGUGUGUAUAUUUGAUAUUUUUUUUUUUAGUGAUUUCCAGAUUCCAGAUUGUUCCUAUUUACGGCCGUUUAUUUUAAGAGCAAAAUAGACUUCUUAAAUUUUUUUUUUUUUGUGUAUGUAAUGAAAAAUACAUUCGAUAGAAAAAUAUUGCCUUGUAUAUCAAUCUGCACAACGUAUAAAUAUUUUUUUAUUUUUUUUAUUCUUCUUUAAUUCAAAUAUACGAUUUAAAGCCUGUAGACCAUUUAGCAGCUUCAUUGCACGCAGAUAUCACUCACUUGGCUGUAUUUUAUACUGGCAGUACAUGACAAUAAUUUUUGAAGAUUGUUAUAUCUUGUAUCACCAAAAGGCAUUUGCUGAAUUUAACUAAGCUGCGUUCAACUGAUGGAUGAAAAUAGCAUAAGGAAUGUGACACUAAAAGCUAUACGAUGUAGCUAUGAAAGUCUUUUGACUAGUAAUUCUGGUUAAAGCUAGAACAAAACAAUGCACCUGGUUUAAUACAUGAAAGAACCCCUUGUUUUCUUUGAAUUCUUUUCUCUCCUUACUUUGCUUUUGCCGAUUUUUGACGUAGAUUCAUCGAAACAGAUGCUCAGAUCUCUAUAUUUAAACUGUUUGCUGUGCUGGUCUGUGUGAUGAAUCUUAAAAGUAUCUCAAACAGUGAUUUUAUUUUUUUUGAGAACACUUUUUUUGAACAUCCCCCAUGUAUGAAACCUACAAAGGUAAUUCCUCUUACAUAUUUUGCGUACUGUUAUGUCUUCUGUCCUUAUCUGCAUCAAACAUCUUAAUGAUUUUUCUCUUUAGAACAGAUUCCCAAAAAGUGGUUGGGGGCAUGAUUCAAUACUUUUUGAUUAGAAUAAAUGUACCCAUGGUAUGCUUUGUCCUGCAUUUUAGUCCUAUUUCUAUUAUGUAUCAAUUUGGGGUAUUGGUUACUUUUCAUCAUGAUGAUUUUAGGAUUGGAUGGGUGCUGGGUUUGAUUUGAAGUGAUGUGAUGUCUGCAAAUUGUCGUUGUUUAGCUUUGCUCCGUGUGUUGUAAUGUUUUUACAUUCCUGUGGUGUUGGUUUGCAGUUUGUGGUGGAAGGGUUGGCCCAUUCUAUUGAUGACUUGGUGGGGUGCUGGCUUAUUGUCUGCAUUUGGCAAGAGGCAGCUCACUUCAAGUAACAACCUUGUUUGCUUCCCGUGUCUCGAAAUUAACUAGUCUUCCCUUGUUAAAUCUUUAUGAAAGCAGGAACAGUCUGUGCCUUUUAAAAUAAAAAGAAAAGCGGUGUAUAACGGAGUAAAUAAGCUGUGCUGAAACGAAGUAAAAUAUAUUUAAUAUCCAAUAGACUGGCUCAAAUUUAAUAGUGUGUGUGUGGUGGGACAUAAGGUCAUAUUUAUGGUUUACUGAAUUAUGAGGAAUGUGCACAGACUUGUCAUGAGCAAGGGUGGUUUAUUCAUAUACAGUACAGUGGGAUGUUGACAUAUUGUCGUGGUUUUGGUUUGUUUUGUCCUGUACAGUUUUCACUGACAUGUGAAGUAAUGUCUGACUGAUAAAAGUUUUUAGUUAGGGGUAAAAGGGUCUGGCCUCUACAAUUACAUUCUAUUUUGGAGAAAGCCAUGUUUUAACCUACACUUUUGUACAAACCCACUCAUUUCGUCAAACAGGACUUCUUGUUGGCAUGAGAUGUUGCAUGGGCGUCUGGCUGCCCUCCAGGGGGCCUAAGCAGUACCGCUACUGGCCUUGCCCAUUACCUCACCCAUGUCGCCUGCAAUCUCUGCCUCUUUAGGGCUCAUCAUUGACAAAAUGGUACAGUUCUACGAGCUUAAACACUUGAUGUUGUCUUAGCAACGCCGGUCAUUUUGUUAGUAUCUAGGCUAUCUUGCUCUGGUCCUGCGUAUCUUGAUCCGGAGAUUUCUCUCUGCUGGUGACCGCCAUGCCCCAUCAGAACACUUGUCCGCGGAGCCACCAACUGAGACCCCCUAUUGGUAAAGUUAGCCCACUCCAGCUAGUUUGCGAGGACCAUUGUGAUGGAAUGGCACCAAAGGCGAACGAUCCCCCUCCUUAUUCUCCCCAUACCCUCCUCUGCAAUUCUGGUUUAUGGUGUGUGUUCCUCUUCAAAUUUUUCCCACAGAUCCCACAGUUUCUUGAAGGAGAAUAUUUGCGGACCUUUAAUGUCAACUUAUUGAUCAGGUAGUUAUCCUUGAGUUUAGAAAUGAUUAAGGCUAGCUGGGGAGUCUCUGGUUUUAUCCAAUGCUGGGCUAAUGCUCUGCGGGCUGCCAGAUAGAGCAUGUUCAAAAAUCUUUGCUCUGGUUUAGCUAGUUUUGGACAGGAGGCAGGUCCAUGGGUCUAGUGUAAGCCGUCUCUGCAGUAUUAGUGUGCCCAAGUCUACCACACCGCGCCUGAAAUCCCAGACUUUGGGACAGUGCCACCACAUGUGUGUGUAUAUAGCUACCUUUCCUUCCGCAUAGGUGCCAGCAAGUGUCCGUUGGGCUUACUUUCAUGUGGCAUUGUUUGAUAGGGGUCGUGUACCACCUAAAGAGCGUUUUGUAUGCCUGUUCCUGUAGGGAAGUACAUAUGGAUGUCUUUGUACAGGCCUCCCAGAUGUCUUGCCAUUCAUUUCCCUCCAACGUUUCUCCUAAGUCUGGCUCCCAGCAGUCUGUAUAUUGUAGUGUACCCCAUUCCCCCGAUUCCGACCUAAUGUGACUAUAUAGCAGUGAGAUCGGUUUCGUUGGUGAUGUUUCCUGAAAGCACUUCUUUUUUUUUAACCACGACGAUCUGCGCAAAGUCCCUAAACUGUACAUAUCUGAAGAAAUCGCGAGUGCCUAAGGGGGCAAGCGAUCUCAGGUGUUCAUAUGUUACUACCUCGUCAUUAACGUAUAGAUGUACCUGUCAGUUUAGGCCCAUAAAGUAUGGUGCAGGCUAAUCUGGGUCGUUUCCUCUUCCAAAUAAAUGCAUCUAUAGCUCUCUGUAUGUUAGCAAGGUCUCUCCUCGUGAUCCCCACUGGUAUAGAUUGGAAGAGGAACAGCAGUCUGGGCAUGACCAUUUAUCUUAACUCAAUGUAGCUGCCCCAGCCAUGUUAAGGGUUUAUCUGUCCAUUUUUCUAGGUCGUUCUUCAGUGUUAUGAAGAGUGGUGUGUAAUUGUACCUGAAUAAUGCGUUUGGGUCUGCUGUUAUUUGUACUCCUAGGUACGUGAGUGCGUCUGUGGUUUUGUUGUAGUGGAUCUGUCUGAUUAGCAUCACUUUCUGGUCGGUCAUGUGAAAGGGCAUUGCUAUCGACUUGGUAAAAUUUAUCUAAUCUGGCCAUGGAGCAUUUUGGGUCGGUCAUCAUCAGUAACACAUCGUCUGCAUAUGCUACCACUUUUACUUCCUGAUUCAUGAUCUAUACCCCCUGUAUUUGUAGGUCAGUUCUGAUGGAAUGUAGUAGUGGCUCCAGGGAAAUCGCGAAGAGGAGUAGUGAAAGGGGAAGUCCAUGGAUAUUUGACCAUUCGGUCUACCAUCCCUGCUGUUUGGCCAUGCAAUAUCAGAUAUAACUAUGCCCACCCAGCCUGUUAACUCCUGUGCAGACACAAAUAAUGAUUGUGACAUGUAAGGCAGCAGGUGGUUGCAAUACAUGCUAGAAUUGGUCUCUAGAAAUAACUGGAACCAGGUGAUCACAUUGUGCUCGAUCUUAUUCUUGCUGUCCUUACAUACUUUUAUUUUAUUUUUUCCUCUCUUAGGCUUCCAUAUAGUAAGGCACUUGGCACCAGUCUGUCUUUGUAGGUCUUCUGGCUUUAUUUCUUUCUCUCCCGUUGCAGCUCUGUAUUUUGUCUCUCUAAAGCCUGCUGGGUCAGUCAUUCUGUAUGUCUCUUAGCCAUAGCAGGUGGUCUCAAUGCUAAUAGCCACUCAUUGAGCAGUCAGGUUUUGGAUAUAAAUCAGAAAAAUGAAUCUUCCAUGUUGACAUUUAGGUAUGUUGGCUAAUGAGUAUUCACAGGUGUUCCUCUGCCAAUGUCUGCAGGGAAAGUAAUCCUUUUUAUUUAAGUGUGUGUGUGUGUGUGUGUGUGUGUGUGUUACUCCCACACAGAGGCCACAAAGUUCCAAGUCUACUCUUUUAUUCACUUCAAAAAGUUGCGCUCCACCACCUAUGUAUGUAUACAAUACAUUGUGUUUAUUCCCAGCUUGGCUGGAGCGCGUUAUUCUGGGGUCUAUUUGAAAGGAGGGUCACAGCAUACGCCUCGAUUUCCAUGCCUAUUUUGUCUGUAGGGUAAGUGAGCUUCUAUGUAUAGAGGUUUGCAUUGAGUAUUUGUGGAUAUGCCGGGAUGUGCAUUACUUUCCAUGAAAGCUACAAUGGUGCUAUAUUGGUGUCUGUACAGUAUGCUAGCAGUACUGAGGCCCUUGCCUACGUGUCCUGGAACAUCCAUAAACCAUACUUUAGACCAGGGGUUCCCAAUAAAUUUUUCCUGUGGAACCCUUUGACAUGGUAUACCAACAUUUGUGGAACCCCCGACAAAAAAAAUUGCUACAUAGCACAAACCUUUUAAGAAGUGCCUUUUUUAUCAUCACUUUCAAAUAUUUUGUUCAUAAACUAUUUAGUCUUAUGAUACUCCUGAAGCUUUCGCUUACAGGCAAUGUCUUUAUCUUUGUACCCUGGGUGGUUUUGCUCAAAAUGAUGACAUAAUUGGCUAAAAAAAAAAAAAAAAACACUUCUCUAACCUGAAAAAAUACAGAUCUCACUACCUGACUGCAAUGGAUGCUGUUUUUUUUAUAGUGCUCUUAGAAAUAACUUAAUGUUAGAAGGAUUUUGAAUCCGCCUUGGAGCAAAAAGAUUAGAACACUUUUUUUUUUUUUUAAACAGGUCUCACUACCUGACUGCAAAGGAUGCUGUUUUUUAAAAAAAAUUAAAAAAAAAUUCUUUUUUUUAUAAAGCUCCUAGAAAGAAUUGAACACAAGCAAGAUUUUUGCUCAAUCAAGGAGUAAAGAGAACACUUGACUACAAAUUUCACAAAAGGAUGCUGUUUUGUCAACAGUUCUUAGAAUGACAUUUUUGGUAUAUCACAGAUUUCUACUGGUAGUACGCAGGGAAAAAUUAUAAUAAAAAAAAAUAAAAAAAUAAAAUAUAUAUAUAUAAUAUAUAUAUAUAAUAUAUUUUGACAAAAUCAUGUAGAUACUCUCAUUUCACUCUUGCAAUUAUUUGGUAGUUAGAAGAAAUUGCAGCUACUCCCAUGAACACUAUAUGUCCCUAUGCAAGCACGCCUCACUUCAACCAAAAGUAAAACACCUUGCUCUUGUGAGAAUAGGGAACCCCAUAGAGCAUUUAUCAAAAUAAAUUAGAUAUUGCACUUGGAUCAAUAUGCCAAGUCAGUAUAAGGCAGCUUAACACUAAGGGAGAGGGGUAAAACAAUAUAGGGAGGAGAAAAGAAUUAAUGAAUGCUGGGAGGAGAGAGGAAUGAAGGAAUACUGGGCUGGGAGGAAUUCUUACCCUAAAUGACGCUGGGUGAGCUCACACAGGACAUGCAUGCAUGUGUGUAGCGAUCUCGGCUGCGCAAUCUGUUUCCGACCUUCAUGGAACAGCAGGGAGCAGCGGCCAUCUUGGAUGGGAGAAUUCACGUCCGAACCCCAAUUUUGUUCUUGCGGAGCAACAGUUGGGAAACGCUGCCUUAGACUCUUGAUACCUUGCCAGCACAUAACUUACUUCUUCUACGUGAUGUGCAACCACUAUUAAAAUUAAAUUGAUGCAUUUGAGGAGUGCUGAAUGUCUGUCCCACUUUCCCCUCUAGCCUGUGGGACACUGUAUGUUAACAUUAAGGGCGAAAUUUCAUUUGCUAUGGUAUGUAGAAAAUCUAUAGACCUCUUCUUUCACAAUAGCAAAAAUUGAACAUGUCCGCAUCUUUGACCUGUCACACAUAUAAUCCUUAACCACUACUAUGACAACUGAAAUGUAAAUUCAGCUUUUCUCAUUAGUUCCAUCUGACUAUCGGCUCCACGACCAUGUAAACAAAAUACAACCCUACACCUGCUUGUUAAGGUAACUAGCCAUACAACAGAUUGUGUGGCUGUAAUAUACAUAAAAGGAGGAUGAGACCUAGGAUUGGGUGUUGUCUGAUUGUAAGUGGCAGCCAUUUUUACUUCAUAGAAAGUGGCAGACUUCUAUUUUGGGAACUUCUGGGAAUGGUGGCACUAGAACACUGGGCCAGCAUCUCCAUAACAACUCCUGUAAAGCAAAUACAGUUAAUUAAGUCAGAAUUUGGUAUAAAUUGCAUGCAUCUGUCUAAUAUCAGCCGUAUAGAACUCUAGUGGUGAGGAAUAUAUAUAUUUUUUUUAAUUUAAUUUAAUUUUUUAUUAUUUUGGGCCUGUUUUUAUAAUCGUAACGGAGAAUCAUUUCAGUUCCCUGACACAUAAAUAUUGUCACUGAACAUAUACCUCGCCAUAUGGCUGCUGUUGCCCAUUUUCAAACAGAUACUGUAUUUGCUUUAGAAUAAAGACUUGCGUAGUCCCAGAUCCCAGAGAACAUGUUAUGAUGAAAGGGGGCAAGAAGCUCACGACACAAACAUGUAGCUGAAAACGGUGAUUGCUAAAUCCAUGGCACAACUCAGGUUAUUUUGGGGACAACAUACUGUGUAUCUCUACCAAACAAAUAAGGGUGUACCAUAGUCAAGGUUUUGAGAUGUUAUGCACUGUACUAUUACACGUUGUUUAGUUUACUUUUCUCAGUGCACUGAUUGAACAGACUGGUCUUAUCUUGACAGACAUAUGAUCUUCCCACUUCAUAUUUAAUGCUACAUGCAUAUGAAAUGAAUCUGUGUAAUUUAUAAAAUACACAAUCUGCUCAUCAUCAUAGAGAAACACAUUCGUGGGAAUUUACUCCCUUGGGAGGGAAGGGAAUGAGUUAGAUUAAUGGAUGUCAAACCUAUAUCUUAUCUAAAUGCCCUACUCGAGGCAUGCUUGGCAGUCAAAUGACCAUUCUUCUGUCAUACAGUUGAUUUUGUGGUAACUGAUGUGUUGCUUUGGGUGGGAGCUUAGCUAAUAUAGGCUAUAUAUAAUGGUAGCUGACACAUAGGAGAUUGGUGUAACUAGUUUCUAUUCACUCUCUAGUACUCCUGUGGAGCAUCAGCCAUUCUUAUAGCAUGAACACUAAGAAGAUUAGGGGAGAGAUGCCAGCUGUUGAGCAGAUAGCUUGAGAAAAAACCCUUAAAGGGAAAGUCACACAAUUGUAUAUUUGGAAUGUUGUGUUAACCAACAUUUUGUGCAAAUGCCAGGAAACCAUGACUUUUGAUACUUGUUUAAUGGAUUCGGUAGAUUUCCCUAAUUAGAUUAACAUUUUGGUGGGGGCGGGCUUCUUCCCUGUGGGACAAAGGGUAAAGAGUGUUGGGGUUAAACAAUGAUCAUAUCAAUGUGUAAAGGAGGGGGAGGGGAUAAUCCAAUAUAAAUCUUAUCCUGAUUUAAAUUCACCUUUGAAUAGUUGAACAUUGUCCUCUAGCAUUUGUUUGUUUGAGCAGGUUCCUCAUCUACCUAUUCUUGUAACUUUUUGUAAUUGUCUCAUUUAUUGUCAAAUGUCUCCGUUUUUAUAAUGUUAAGUGGUGUGGAAUGUUUUGGCGCAAUAUAUAAAUGUCAAUAUGUGCACUUUUUUAAUACUGUUUUUAAUGUCCUUGUGGAGUACCAUUCUGUCCUAUUUUUUGGCACUCUCUCAUUCCCCAACCCUUUCCUUCUGUAACUGGUGACUAGUUUGUAAUCAAUAUUUUUGUAUAAAAGUUUAGAAGAAAAAAGUACUGUUUUCUGCUAGUAUAAUAGAAAUAAAUCCACCAUUGUCUAACUUGUUCUAAUGUUUGCAAACCACUUUGUGUUCCAAAAAAGAGGUAACGCAGACUCUCAUUAUUUGCUUGGGUGACCAUCUUCAGUAAUCCCCAUUAUUAUAGAUGCAUAGUACUUAAAUGUGUUAUAUUGUCUCUUCUGCUGUCUCUAAAAACAUUGGACAGUAAAUGGUAGAUUUGUAGGAUGAAAAGUUGAUGGUAUUUGUCUAUAACACAUCGUCAUUUUGCAAUGUCAGUGAAAGCUGUUUUGUGUGUUGCUCACAUAUAACAUAUAUUGAGGUAGGCAUGGCUGUUCUUUGGUUAGGGCAUAGGUAUGUGUGUAUUAAAACCUAACAACAGUGUUUGAUAAACUGGUUUAAUGCCUGUAAGGUUUACCUUUAAGCCAUGUGGGUCUGUUUGCGGAAAUACAAGAGGCUACAUUCUGUUUUUAAUUACAUCAGAAUUAUGGUAUUUGAAGCAAAAUUAUAUUGUUUAAAUCAAUAUUUUCCCUCUCAGCCCAGCCUACCUCAUCUACUCCUCUUUACAUCAAUCAUGGCUUAUGAAGUGUCUCAUCGAAAAGGUGUGCAAAGUUCUACAAAAUUAAAGCAAUUGGCAUGGAAACCAGCGUUUUAUACUUCCAUGACCACCUCCCAGUAACCUACCCCUUUUUAAAAGCAAUUAAAAUAAUUUUUUUUGGUUGCCCUGUGCCUUUUCACAAAUCUAGCAGCUUGUUACUCCUGGUUGUGUUUUCAUGGAUCUAUUACAGCCAGCUUUCCGUUACAGGUUUCCAAACUCUCCUGCUUAACUUUGAAACCAGACCCUCUGUUGUUUUCCUAUAUGGCACCAACAAACAUCACAGCGCUGGUUAGCUAGCUUUUUAAUGUAUAGAAACCUCUUUUCGGCUGCAGUUCAGUAAUAACAUGGUAUGGUGAACAUAUUGUGUGGAUGAAUGUACAGAGUUUUCUCAUAAGGAGAAAAAAAGUGAAAAGAACUGCGUUCUUGUGAUGUUGACUCGACGUACAUGCUUAUUGCUGUGAAAUAGAUGACGGAUGUUCAUUCAACAGGAACCACAAUACUAGUCCAUCCAGUGUGGGUAAUCUAGUACCACGUGUGUUUAUACAUACAUACAUACAUAUUGGUGUGUGUGCACGCACCUCCCCCUAGCAGGGGCCCUUUCUAAGCUGUCCAGCAGGGAGGGGGAAGCCCCCUGGGGCUGUCUGAUGGUGGGGGUGUGUUAGGAUUAGCUUACCCUGUUUUACACAGCAAUCUCCACUAAGUCCAGGCCUUUCUCUUUAUUCUUCCCCGCCCCCUCUCUUUCCCCUCUUUUAAUGAGAAAAAUGUGUCCAACUUGAAACUAAGCCAGGGUUAGAAAUUACAGUGAAACCUUAUGUUGCAAACAGGGGGGGGGGGAAAAGUCUCAUGGUACAGAGUGUUGGUGUCUGUGUCGCAAUAUGCCAGAGUAUAAUUUUACCUGUAUGAUGCCAACCAUGUAUUUAGUGCCUUGCAUGAUUACGGCACAUGAAAGAUAGGAUUCUGCUAAUAAGCUCUUGGGUGGAGGCUCGGAGUACAUAAUUAGACCAGGUAAAAGUGACUAUUUUCCUGUUGUGUGUCUUUUGACUGUGUCUGUGUGGCAAUAACGUUCUCAUGCAGUGAUGCACGUUGGUCACAAAUGGACAAAACCCUGACUAAAUGAUUCUUUGGACAACUAAUGUAAGCUCCAAGAACCUGGGAAUCAUUAUUUCAUAAUGACAUAAAGAUUGGCAAGUAUUGUAGCCAAAUAGAGAAGAAAGCCAGUAACAUGCUGGGCCUCUAUACCAAGAGGUAUGUGCAGCAGGAAAAGAGGUAAUUGUUUUACUUUAUCACUGACAGAAUCCUUUUUAAAAUAAACAAAUCGUUCAGAUAUCAGAGGUUGGAGCUCCCAAAAGAAGUAUUACAGAUUAUUGUAAAUACCGUCUCUCCACCAAUUUUUAUUUAUUUUUAAUGAAUGGUUUUCUUUUCGUGUGACACACAUAUUGCACUCACUUUUUUUUUUUUGUGUGUGUGUGUGUGUGUACUACACAUGUAGAAAAGCUGGUUCUAGUAUUUUGUAUUUAUUGUGAACACAUCUAAGCAUUUUUUACCUCUUGUCUAUAUCAUUAUUCUGUUGUCAGGUAUUCCCAUACUAUAAUUGUAAAUUACUGCAGAAAAUGUUGCCUCUUUAUAGAAUUCCUUAAUCUUAAGUCUGGAGCUACGUUAUUAAAGUGUAAUUAUCAGUAGGAAUGUUGCAUUUAUUUGAGUAGUGUUUGUCACUACAUAUAUAGUUAAAUAUUUUGCAAGAUGAACACCAGUUGAUCUGAAUCUAAAAUGUCUGACACAAGCAGCAUUGUUAUGGUAUAAAUAUCACAAAGUUUCCCUUCUUGUCUCAAGAGUUUUAUGAACCCUGAAAUUCCAUGGUUUUUCUAUCCUGUAAUCUUUAAGGAUUAGAUUUCUCUUUACAUAAAAUCCCUGCAUGUCACAUGCCUAAUCAAAGUUAAUUGAACAUUAAUGUACACAGGACAGAUGUCCAUAUAUGUUAAAUAAUAGGUUGCUGUGUGUAACCGGAAACAAAUAAUGAAGGAGAAGAAUAAAAUGGUCACGCUAUUGCCAGAAUGCCCUUACAAGCUUAAAUUGACCUCUUGUACCUCAAGGUCACAGUGGAAUCUAAGUAUAUGUCUCAGGCUUGUGCUGUAAGCUCGCUGGUGUCAUGCUGAUGGCCGUAACCACAGUAUAGGUCACUGUGUCAUUCAUGUUAAUGACAUUAAAAAACUUGAUAAGUUGCUUCUUUGCCACCAGUAGUGACAAGAACAGCUACCACCAUGUUGCACAAGGCGCAAGCUGUCACAGGGACAUUGUUGAUGAGAGAGGUCUUUAGGUCACCGGCAAAAGCUCUCGAUGAGCUAGGGACUGUCUAGUAUUUUUGGAAGAAAGAAGGAGGAAAAAAAAAGUUCUGUGCCAUUUCUAUUUAUAUCCUAUUCAUAUUUGUAUCCAGAUACAAGAUUUUGGGGGUGGACAAGGAAUUUAACAAAGUCAUAAAGUAUUGCAUUCCACAACUGAAUCUUUUUAUAUUUUUCUAUAUUAUUGCUGACCAGCACCGGGCAACUAAGGUAUGAUGCAAGGAGUGCAGGACUAUUUAAAAAGACAGUGGGGAAAAAAAAAAAAAAGAAAAAAAAAAAAGAGUACGUAGAUGUAGAAUCUUCUUACUGUUAAAAAAUUUUUUUUUUACCACUUUCUUUUUAAAUAGUACUGUACUCCUCGCAUCAUACCAUACUUGCCCUGUGCUUGUCAGCAAAAAUAUAGAAAAAUAUAACAAGAUGACAUUCCCAGGACUUCAUUCAAAAAUGAAACUUUGCUUUUAUUUAUUUCUGAAACAUUGAGAUAUAGAUAUAUAUAUAUAUAUAUAUAUAUAUAUAUAUAUAUAUAUAUAUAUAUAUAUAUAUAUAUAUAUAUAUAUAUAUAUAUAUAUAUAUAUAUAUAUAUAUAAUUUUUUUCACAAGAUCUAUUCGCUAACAGCAACUGACAGAUUUUAUUAGGUGUGGUUUUUUUAAUUUUUUUUUUUUUAACACCUAAUCUAGGCAAAAAUAAUGGGGGUUUAGUUAUAUUAUAUGAUCAUACAUUGCAUAAGCCAGAGAAAGAUAUAUAUAUAUAUAUAUAUAUAUAUAUAUAUAUAUAUAUAUAUAUAUAUAUAUAUAUAUAUAUAUAUAUAUAUAUAUAUAUAUAUAUACAUACAUUCUCACAUACAAGCAACUUUUAUAUUUGUAGUCUUGUAUAGCUUGUCUAGUAACCUAAAACUACAAAUGUGUUUCUCUAAAAAUGCAAUAUUUGACAUUGCAGGUUUAGGGGGACCAGUGUACUGCACCCAGACCGUUUCAAUAAGCUGAAGUGAUCUGGAUGCCUUAAUGAAAUCUGUGUAUAAAAGCACAAUUGCAAAUCUAGAUUUAAAAAAAAAAAAAAAAAAGUAUUGCAAUGCAUUUUGUCAGCUAAAAAGGUUAUCGGGGCUUAAAUUGCUUGGUGUUUUCAAGUAUUUAACUACUCCUUUACUAUAAUUUGGCUGCAGUGGGUGCAUCCCACAAAGGAAAGCAAUAUAUCUGAUGCUUACAUCUUUUGGAUUUUUUUUUCCCUUCUUGAGUUUGAAAAUCGUUUUUCAGAAAUUUUGAAGGUGGAUUCUGAAAUGUCAGCCAGUUUGCUAUGGAACUCGUUAUCCUGGUUCUGCACUAGAUAACUGUUACAAAGCUUUUUGAAAUGCUGAAAAAGAGCAGCCAAUUAGGUAUAGGAGGUUUUAUUGCAUGUUGGUAGAUAUUCUGUUCUUAGAGACAGAUGAUCUAUUUUUCAAGCUAUUCAGCAUUUUUCCUACUUAUCUCUAACACAGUUUUACGUAUUCAAUAAAUUUUGAAUGAAUGCUAUAUGGGUUUAACCCCCACCGUGACAGUGAAUGGGUAAUAUCAUGCAUGCACUGACAAGUCAUUUUUUAUGAAGGCUUUUUUUUUUUUUUUUGGGUCUGUCUCCUUUUCAAGUGUCCUAGUUUACGUAAUGCCUGAAGAAAUCAAUACCUUGCUUUCCUCUGAAACUACCAAUUUUAUUUUGAGAUACUCAACCCGCCACCUUCCCAAGAGAUUAAUUUCUGUACACGUCACUCUUCAUGUUCUUAAGAGCAUUAAGCAGGGUCUGUUAAUGAACUUCAUGAGAGAUCCUCGCAGUGGAAUAGGUGUGCAGAACAUCAAGAGGAUCUCAAGAACUUGAUGCAGAGUGAAGGAUUUUAAAUCUGUGAAUUGAGCCUUUUGUGCAUGUUAUGCCUUGCUGAGGAAUUAAGGCAGUCAUUUGAGAACUUACUCUGUAGUUACAAAGUAAACAUCAGUGAACAAAAAUGUGUGUAAAAUACAAGAGUCAGACAGAAUGUUUCAAAGCCAAGUAAGGAGAACAGGUAUUGUGUCCUAUCGGCUGGGAAGCCAAUGGCAUUUCGGAAACUGAAUCAAACUUGUAAAGUAACCCAUAGAUGACCUAUUUCAAUGCCAUUUCAGUCAGAGCAUCAUAUUAGUGUUUUGUCGUGUUUUUUUUUUUUUGUUUCUGGAAUAAGAAUGCAGCUUGUUUUUAUAAAAAGGGUUUUAAAUGUGGCUUUCUUGAUAAGAUGUUGCAAAUAAAAUGGGCAUUGGUCAGAGUGAAAAUCCUGUCUGUACAGUGUCUAGUGAGAGCAAAAUGUAUUGGUAUAUAAACACGUUUGUUCCGUUCUUAACCCCUGAAUUGGAAUCCGAAACUGGGUAACCCUGCAAUUUUCCGUGGGGCCUCUUUGACUCUUGGUUGAAAAAAGCAUAAUGUAUUCUUCAAAAUCUAUGUAACUGCUAAAAAUACAUUGCGUACUGUAGAGGCACAGCCUUUGUGCUUCUAGACACUCACUAGAUGAGUAAGCUUGUUUUUGCUAUUGAGGAAUAUGUUGUCACUUUAUGAAUAAUAGGCCGUGGAGAAAAGCUACAUACAUGGAAAGCAAUGUAUUUAUGGUAUAUAAACGUGUAGCUUUCUCAAGCGUAAGCAGACCGCUCUCAGCCAAUCAUCAGCUCCCCUGCCCGUCAGCACUCUGCGUUUCCUGUAUGUAAAAAUUCAGAAGGCGGAUGCCACCAGGGGUGUAGUGGAGGCGACUUAGGGGUUAAAUCAGGGGUCCUCAAACUCCGCCCCACCCCCCACCCCCCCCCCCAGAUGUUGCUGAACUACAACUCCCAUGAUUCUUUGAAUUGCAUAGAUAGCCAGAGAAUCACGGGAGUUGUACUUCAGCAACAUCUGGGGGCCGCAGUUUGACAACUUAAUUCUCCUUUUAAGGACAGAAGCCUCUUACAAAUUCUCGCAGCAACUACCAUUAAAGGGACACUCUAGUCACCAGAACAACUAUAGCUUAUUGAAUUUGUUCUGGUGAGUAGAAUCAUUACCUUCAGGCUUUUUGCUGUAAAUACGGUCUUUUCAGAGAAAAUGCAGUGUUUACAUUACAGCCUAGUGAUAACUUCACUGGCCACUCCCCAGAUGGCUGUUAGAGAUCCUUCCUGGGUGAUGGCUGCCUAAAAUGCAUCCAAACAUUCAGUGUCUCCUCCCUCUGCAUGCAGACACUGAACUUUCCUCAUAAAGAUUAAUUGACUCAAUCUCUGAGGAGAUGCUGAUUGGCCAGGCUGUGUUUGAAUCAUGCUGGCUCUGCUCCUGAUCUGCCUCUUUGUCUGUCUCAGCCAAUCCUAUGUGGAAGCAUUGUGAUUGGAUCAGGCCACCAUUUCUAAUGAGGUCAGAGGAUGUUCACAGGCAGAGACAGCAGCUUACAAGUAAGAUUUUACUAACUUUGGGGGGGGGGGGCACGCGCAAUAGUGGUUUUAACACUAUAGAGUCAGGAAUACAUGUUUGUGUUCCUAACCCUAUAGUGCUCCUUUAAUGCGCUGUGCUUACUCCUCUAGCGAGUCUCUUUCACUUUACCUGAGGAGUGAAAAAACAUGGAGUGAUAGAUAAUGGGUAUAGGUAGGAGUGGAUGGUGGGUGCUGAAUUCUUGUAACACCCACAUACCCUGUAUGAUAGUGGACACAAUGUGUCCUAAAGCAAGUGCGUAUAAUCUGUUAUGAUAAAUUAUGUUUAUUAUGCAGGUUUACAUAGGAUAAUCGGUCAGUCACCAUAGCAGAAAUGUAACAGCUGCAUAAAGCUUUUCAAGAACAGGUUAUUAGUGGAUUUCAAUCAAUGACAAAUUUAAAAGGACUUAUUUUAUACACGUUGGUAGUCUUUUCUUAAUUGUACUUUUGUUACUUUUGAUAGUUGUGUGUUUAUUAAUUCAGUAAGUUAAUAUACAGUGUUUUAUAACCUUAAUAUCCCCAUGCUAAAUGAUUUAUAUAACUACCAGAGAAUACUAGUUCCAGGUUUACUAAAAAAGUACAGGCAGUACUCUGAUCAGGCCAUUUCUCCUACUGAGUGGGCCUCUUACCAUGACGCCACAUAGACACAUGUGAUGUCAUAGAACCUUCUCCCAAUGCACUGUAGAAGUUGAGGUGAGCUGAAGGCUUACUACCUCAUAUGGCAAGGGGUUUCAAAAUGUCCAAUAGCAGCCCAGAUUUUAUGGGUACAGAUCACUUUAUCUGUGGCAAUUUUGUGUAAUCCUAAACUUAAGAAGUUGCAGAUUGUAUUGCCAUCUCUAAAAUAUCCAUGCCUUUACUAUGGCUGUGCCCUGAAUUUAUCAAAAUGAACUCUUCAUAAGGUUGUCUUUCCUGUGUAAAUUUGUUGAUCAGACUUGAAAUAAAUAAUAAUAAUAAAAAAAUAUAUUCUUACACUAUUUAUUUAUUUUUUAAUUCUCCAGUCCGUUUGACACUAUCAUCAGCAUUUAUAUAGCGUCAACUUAUUUAGCAGCGCUUUAUAAAUGAGCAUUUUAAGGAAUUCUAACGUACAAGAGAGGCACAAUGCGAGCAAAAUUGGUGGAAUAAAAAAUUCAGUGUUUCUUUAACAAUGUGAAAAUAACAUGCACACUAUUGAAAGAGAGCUAAAUUGCAUGCAAUUAUGUGCUUCUAUAAGCCAUGUUAAUUCGAAUAAAAGUGCACACCCCCAAAAUUAGAUGUUCUAGUGUAUAUAAUUAAUUUAUACUCCCAUAGUGCUGCAAAAACACAGAAAACAUAAGACACACUACUGUAGCACUAUAAUACAGUGCAUAGAUCUGUGCCUUUUGGGGGGGGGGGAUAGGGGAAGAAAAUAAACAAAUUCUACUUGAGUACAGUGCCUGACACCAGAUGUGUAUAUUACUUAAUCGUAUGCAUUCACAUCUGCUGCCAAUCUACUGAGGCGUGAUAUAAUUAAUUGAUUGAAAGUUUUGGUAGACCUUAGAAUAUCUUUUCAGUAAAAGUGGUAAAUGCCAACACAAUAAAGGUUUAAGGAACCCUUUUAAAAAAAAAAAUUUUUAUUUAUUUAUUUUCAGGUCUGAGAGUUGUCUAUUUGAGAUGCACUUACAGUAUAGAUGAACCCAGCCAGUUGGCAGAUGUAUUUAUCUUAAGAGACCUCAUAAGUGAUGAAGACUUUUGUAAGGUUUCCUAUAUUUUCUGCAUGUAAAAUGAGUAUUAAUUCAGCAACAUGUAACCUCUAUCUGCUGACCAGGCCAGCCUUUGUUUCACUGGUGCAAAAGAUGGGAAUGCCCUUAAAACAAAUGCCACUUUAUCCUAAUGCUAUUUGCAUUUGUUCUAAUGGAAAGCUAUUCCAGCUUUACCCAAGAAUUGGUCAUGUUAAAAUAGUGAAGGAAUUUAAAGUGCCCUUCAAGUUAUUUUAACUUUUGCAUCAAAGAUAAAAUAAAACUUCUGCUGAAGUGGUGUAAAGUGGAUCUAUUAAGCAAGCAAAAAUUUAGAAAGUUUAAAAAAAAAAAAAAAUGUUCAGUGGUUUUUAAAGAAUGCUUUGAAUGUGCUUGUGACUAUCCCGAUGAACAAACACCGUAAAAUCAGAUUUCAUUAUGGGCAGACUAGAAGGGCCAGUUGGUUCUUAUCUGCUUUCACAAUCUGUUUCUAAUACAGUGAUUAUACAAGUUUGUUCUCUGCUUGUGGAGGCUACAUCAUGUGACCUAACACUAGCCUAAAUUACAAAAUACAGAAAUGUGGCUCCGGCGGGGCACACACAAAUUUAAAUUUUUCGUGGAAUUGUCCUUUCUGAGAUCACUGACUUUUUUUGGUUCAUCGUCAGUCAUGUUAACAUGUCGAUUAAUAUCGAAUAUGGCAUUGUUAUUCCCCUCGGUUUAUAGACCCGGCUAUAUUUUUAUCAACCCUUUAUGAAAGGUGAGGAAGAUCAGAUUUUGUAUGGUGGUCCAUUCAAUGUUGGGAUGCUUUUUGUCUUGGUGUAUGUCUGUGUUCGUAUAUAUAUUUUAUUUUAAAUGCAAAUAAUUUAGGACUGUGGCAUGCUAUGCUUUUGUCAGCUGUUGCUCUUGGCACCAUUCUGGCAAAACAAAAUGUUUCUGGAUAAUUGUGUGCCAGUAGACACAUGUGUUACUUCCAAGUCACUUAGGUUGAAAAUUAUACUGCUUGCAAAUAAUUUCUUGCUGCAUUUCACAGAACAAUCAGUACAAAUGUAUACAGAAUAUCUUCUAAAGCAAGGUUGCCAGACUAAAAUCUUUCCACCGUUGAUGGGUGAUUUGUUAGGACCAUUGCAGAAAUCUGUUGCCAAAGAGAGGCUGGCAGUCUUGGCACAAUAUGUGUUUAAACUUGCCAGUUAAAUGUUGACUGCCUAAGGAGCGAGGCAGUUCAGCAACAGCCAGUCGUCUGUGACAUUUCUGCGUGGAUCACUGUGCGAGACAGUCAUAGAUUCCUUUUUAGAAUAUAAGCGUACUUUGAGAAGCCUUUGCAUUUCUUUUUCCCCUAUGCCUACAUGUGUUUGUCAUCAUUUACCGGUGUUCUUUGUUUAACCAAUGUAUUGCUUUGUUGAAAAUGUUGACACUUUUUUUUAUUUUAUUAAUAAAUAUAUGAUAAUCACAACACUCAGGUGGCUUCCCAGUGUUUGCUUCUCAUCUGCCAAAGCCAAUGUCUACAAAAAGAGAGACGGAGGUUUGUUGGUGUACUCAGUCUAUGAAAAAUAUUAUUGGGUUGCUUUGGCUUAGUGAGAGUUUUUGGGUGAGUGAAUAUUUUGGAAAAUGGUUUACUUAAGACAUUCUCUAGUUUAAAGGAGACAGAGCACUUUGCAAGAUGUUUAAUAUAUCUUUACCUAUAUUUAACAAAUAUGUAUUUGUGAGGUCUGAAAUAAAAAAAAAAAUAUUUAAUUUAGAAAUACACACAUCCUUAUCCUGCAACAGGGGUCCUCCAUCUUGGCUCCCUGUCAAGCGUUAUGAGGUCUGUCCUUUGUACCUGUUAGUCGGCAUAGAGAAAUCGCACUGAGAAGACUAGAAAUAGAGAUUUAUCAGAGUGUUGUGGUCGAAGUACUAAAAAUGGGGCAAUGUUUCUAUUUCUCCUCUCUUCAUGGCCUGGGCUUCUCCCUGGCUUGGGCCUUUCUGAAAUAUAUAUAUAUAUUUAUUUUUUUAUUUUUUAUUUUUUUCCUUUAGUGGUAGUUAAAAGGAAGAUUUGGCUUCUCAUGCAAAAAGGUUAACUCACGUAAUUUUCAAUGGUAUAAAUUCUAGAGUGACGGCUCCCCUGUAAAGAAAAUCUCUGGACACCAUAACAACUUAAAUCUCAUCUUCCCUUAAAGGACCACUCUAGGCACCCAGACCACUUCAGCUUAAUGAUGUGGUCUGGGUGCCAGGUCCUUCUAGGGUUAACCCAUUCUUUUAUAAACAUAUCAGUUUCAGAGAAACUGCUAUGUUUAUUAAUGGGUUAAGCCUUCCCCCUAAUCCUCUAGUGGCUGUCUCAUUGACAGCCACUAGAGGCGCUUGCGUGCUUCUCACUGUGAUUUUCACAGUGAGAGCACGCAAGCGUCCAUUGGAAAGCAUUGUAAAUGCUUUCCUAUGCGACCGGCUGAAUGCGCGCGCAGCUCUUGCCGCGCGUGCGCAUUCAGCUGACGGGGCGGAACGGAGGAGGAGAGAAGGAGGAGAGCUCUCCGCCCAGCGCUGGAAAAAGGUAAGUUUUUACCCCAUUCCCCCUUCCAGAGCCGGGCGGGAGGCGGUCCCUGAGGGUGGGGGCACCCUCAGGGCACUAUAGUGCCAGGAAAACGAGUAUGUUUUCCUGGCACUAUAGUGGUCCUUUAAGGGGUUUGUAUAUUUCUCCCACAGUUUUGUGAAUGGGAAGGUAGUGAGGAGCUGGAAGCAUAGUUUUAUGUUCGGUCUAUUAACUAUCCAAUCCUACGUUUACUCUCUGAAACCUCAGACAUCACUGGAUGUCUGGGCAGGGGAUAAUACAGUCUUCACAAACUCAGAAUCCUGGAUACCCCAGCACUAUAAUCGAUGAGAUAAAGUUGUUAUGGUGCCCAAAAUAAAUGCAUAUUGCCCAAAUGUUAUGGAGGUUGCAGAUAAAUGAAAGUUGUUGGUUUUGGUCUUCUUAAUUUUGUGCUAUGUGCUAUUGAAAUCCAAAAUAUAGACCAAAGUGUUUACUCGAAAAUUUAUUUUACAUGUCUGUGCUCCUGGUACACUCUGAUAUUGAUGUUCAGUUGUAUAAGCCAUGAAUUAUUUUAGAAAGUGUUUUCUGUAAGAUUUUAAAAUGCAGUUUCCUUACAAUGAAUACACUGCACUAGGAUAACUAUAUGAUCAGAAAACAAGUUUUUGAGUUUGACCCUUAAUAAAGUUACUGAAGUAGUAAAAUGUUUUUUUUUGUUUUUUUCAUACCAGCGCAGGUGAUUGUUUUUGUGCUUGCACAUGUGGAAAUAUUAGAAACACUUUUUUUGUAUGCAGCUUUACAUUGCUACACACAAACCUAGAAAAUAUCACACUUCCAAAACACACAAACAUAUAUUUUUUUUUUUUUUUUUAAAGAGUAUUUCCAGACAAUGCGCAAGGAUUGUUUGGUUAUAAGUGAUCCGUAUAAAUCUGCUUUUACCCCUCUCUUCCUCUUGCAUAUGGAGGUGGUGAUGUCCUAACCAUGUGACCACUGUUUGCUUAUGGAAAUGUUGUAAUAUAAACCGGAUAAUUGCUCUGAGCCGAGAACUCUCUCCUUUUCUAUUCUCCGGAAUUCUCCUCUCCUAUCUGCUUGCUUAAAAAGGAAUUAUUGUGAAACAAAAUACAGUAAUAUUAAACAAAACUGUAAUCAUUCACCUAAAUUGAUGCUGUUGGCAGUGGCUUUGCUCCUUUCUGUGUAAAUUGUUGCCUGCUGGAAGCAAAGUAUUCUUGAAUACUUGAAGUUGCUGUGGGCUCAAGAUCCUUCUCCCGCCCUACUCUUUCAAGCCAAGAUCCAUCAUUUCCCAAAUCAGGGUUUUUUCCUUUUGCUUUUUAUAAUAUCUGGUAGAUAGAGAUGGGAAUUUACUAAGCACUGAUGCAUUUGUUUUGCAUAUACCGACAGGUGGUCUGUCUUAUUUAAACCAUUGACCUAUACACAGUGUGAGUUAAGAGUCCAAAGCUACCAAAAUUACAGUAAGGUGCUUAAUGUUAAUGCAUUCAAGAUGGCGGGUUUAGGGUAAGGAAACUGACUAAGGAAGUAUUGGUAAUAAUUACAUUAAUCUAACUAACAGUCUCACACUUGGUGGUUCUUGAGUAAACCUGUGUAUAUAUAAUCAAAUGCUACAACUUUAGCAUACCUCUCAAAAAUCCAAACACUGGACCAUUAACUUGUCGACCUUUGUUCCUGUGCGUCCAUUUGUCUGGUUACAAUUGUGUCUGUUAGUCCACCCAUUGUACAACGCUAUGGAAUUUGCUGGUGCUAUAUAAAUAAUAAAAUAUGUAUUUUGUCUUUUUUUUUUUUUUUUUUGCAUUUUUUUUUUUUACAUACAUUUUGAUUUCUAAAGAGUUGUUGUGAAGAGUAUGGUACCCCCAUACCUUAUGUCUGGCAUAGGCAACCUACGGCACUCAAGAGGUUUUGGACUACACCUCCCAUGAUUCUUUAAUCGAAUUAUGGGUUGUAAGAGCAUUAUGGGGGAUGUAGUCCACAACAUCUGGAGUGCCGAAGGUUGCCUAUCCCUUCCCUAUGUUAUGUCCUAUUGUUAUUGCUGUCUGUGACAAUUUUAUGGAUUCAUUUUUAUUUUUAAAUGUGCUCUGUAUGUGUAUCUGAUUCCUAAAUUCUGCAAAGAUUGGUCAACCCCCUACCUUAACAAAGUGAAAUUCCUAGGGUGUUGUCUCCUUUCAGAUGCCCAAAGUGUUGAGGAGAAAAGGCACUGAUUGUAUAAUCUCUGCUUCUUCUAAAUGUUGCAGAGCUGCAUUAUUUUGAAAACAAAGUGUGUCUGCGGAAUUUGGUUAAUCUCCAUAGCAAACUGUCUGGCAAAGCAUUUCUUAGGGCCUCACAUGCUAUUCUACUGAACUGGCUGUUUUUAUGGUCGUGUUGAAGCCUGAAUAAGCUUAUGGUGGUCAUGGGCCAUGUGUAUCUGCCUUUUCAUGCAUGGCUUGGACCAAUGUUGUUAAAUUUAAUUGUAGACUAAUUAGUAAGUUGUUUGUGUAUCAGGGACUUGAGAUUGAUUCAGGGGUGUGCACGAUAAUUUGAAAGGUCUAUUGAAGUUUGAAAUCACAGUAGAAGCCGUAAAGGAAGAAAGAGUAUUUGAAAUACCGAGUUAUUUUUGAUAGGCCAAUAGAUUCUACUGUGCAGUCAGUCUAGAUUUGCUUUUCAAGUUUUUAUGGCAUUGCAGGAGUGAUCUCAUUAAUACUUUUAAUCUAGAGGAUUUGUUUUAAGCUUGUGGUAUUGUGGGCUCAUGGGCUGUGUUUUUGUGAGCUUUACAUUAUUUAUUUUUCUUUUCCCCCAUAUAGAGACUCUUAUGGAUACUCGCUUGACCACAUCGGAGCUGGCAUGGGUAGCACACCCAGACUCUGGGGUAAGAUAAUUGUCAAAACCUCCAUGCUUUCCAUUGCACUGGGCUUUAGAAUGGUUACAUCAGUCCACGAUCUAGAUUUCUCUGACAUUAUUUCUAACAUACAAUCAGCCUCCCACCAUUCGUUCUGUACAUCCUCCCUGCUUUUUAGUCCAUUCCCUCCAUUCCUUACUUUGUCAUUAUUAGUCCUCUACUUUGCCUCAGGCCAUACUCUUCUUUCUUCGAUCACUAAUAAUUCUAUUUAUUACCCUCUUCAUUUCCUUUCUGUUUUGACUGUCACUGUCUUUACAUGAACCAACUUGUUGUGUGACCUUCCUCCUAAUUCUUCCCCUCACUGUUUCUCGAUUAGCCUUUCUCUUCUGCUCAUGUCAUUCACCAUUUUCAUUUGUUUUGUGUUUGCGAGUGCUUGAUUCUUUGUUCAUUCCUGUUUCAUUGUGUCACAACCAUCACACAAUUUCUGCUUUAACACCAUCUGUUCUGCGCUUUUCCUCUUUCCCCUGUAAGUCAUGCAUACCCCAAGUCAUUUACUUUUCUUAACAUAUUGCUCAUAUUUCUCACUUUCAACCAUUGGUCUUAUCACAUUCUAGCUAUUGACUGUGUUCUAUCAGCUCUGUAUUCCUUAAUGUUCCAUACUUUACAUAUUGCUCUUCCAUUCCAUGAUCUUUCACCCCAUGCAUUAUCACUCCUUGAAUUUUUUAACAUUUAUUGUUCUUAUUUAUCAUUACCUCUGCUUCUGACACUUUCUCUUCUUUUGUAAAGUGGGAGGAAGUUAGUGGCUAUGACGAAGGAUCAAAUCCAAUAAGGACCUAUCAAGUGUGCAAUGUACAGCAGCUCAAUCAAAAUAACUGGUUACGUACCGAGUUCAUACCACGUCAGGAUGUCCAGCGUGUCUAUGUGGAAUUGAAAUUCACAGUGCGAGACUGUAACAGCCUUCCCAACAUUCCAGGAUCAUGCAAAGAAACCUUUAACCUAUUUUACUAUGAGUCUGACUCAGACUCUGAUACCCCCUUCUGGAUGGAGAAUCCAUACAUUAAGGUGGACACUAUUGCACCAGAUGAGAGCUUCUCACGCCGUGACUCUGGCAGAGUUAAUACAAAGGUCCGUAGCUUUGGGCCUCUAUCCCGAGCUGGAUUUUAUCUUGCGUUCCAGGAUCUUGGUGCUUGUGUAUCUCUCAUUUCUGUACGUGCGUUUUACAAGAAAUGCCCUCGGACCGUGGCUGGCUUUGCCAGUUUCCCUGAAACUCUGACUGGAGCUGAACCCACCUCCCUGGUAAUUGCACCUGGUACCUGUGUUCCUAAUGCCGUGGAAGUUUCUGUACCUCUCAAGCUGUAUUGUAAUGGAGAUGGGGAAUGGAUGGUGCCUGUAGGUGCAUGCACCUGUGCAGCGGGUUAUGAAGCCGCCGGAAAGGACACACAAUGCAAAGGUACUAAUUUUUGGGAUAAAUUGAUAGAACCUUGCUUAUGUACAUUAAUAAAGCAGGCAGGAGAUGUAGUGUUAAGAUAACUACAUAGAGUGAGGUCACCUAUGUUCAUUAUACUUAUUGAAUUAUUUCUGUGCCAAGCAAACCAACCCUCCACCCAGAGCUGCCUUUGUUACGGCACCAAUUGUUCUUGCCUGUCCUUUUAAUUUUUAUUUAACUAAAAGUUUUUUUUUGUUUUUUUUCUACUGUUUAAUUUCUCUCCAGCUUGUCCACGUGGAACGUACAAGCCAAAGCAAGGUGAUGGGAUUUGCAUCCUGUGCCCCAAGAACAGCAGAUCAACUUCAACCGCUGUCACAGUCUGUCCUUGCCAGAAUGGAUACUAUAGAGCUGAUGGAGAAACUCCUGAAAUGGCAUGCACAUGUACGAUGGGGUUGGGUUCAAAUGGCUGAAAAUGUGUUUUUCCAAAACAUAAGUGAUACAUAGAACUGUGGAUGAAGCUUUAAAGACUCUUUCAAACACAAAAUAUGUAGAUGGUCAUCUGAUUUAGUGUCUACCCAUGAUCAAUCUGCUGAGCUCUGCUGGCAAUAUCACCUGCAAAUGUAUAGAUUAAACUACUUUCUUGUCUUGUCAAGUCAUGUAUGAAUCUUCUUAGAUUCCAUCUGAACAUGAAUGUAAUAUUUCUUGAGCCAAGGAGAUUGGCACUGUAUUGUUAAUGAAUCAUUCAUUCUUAUUCUUGCAGGCCAGUGGGCUAGCACAGAGUAUAGAUAAAGUUAGUAGCGUUACGAAAUAGGACUCUUAUGAUUCCCAUGACAGUGUUUGAGUAAAAGUAAUUGGCCAUGCAGUCUUUAAUAUUUUUACUAGACUAUUUGGUGUUUGAAACAACCAUCUGCAUAAAUUUAGUUAAUGCUUUGUAAUCCAGAGCAAAGAAUUGUCAUUCAUUUCUCAUAGAUGCAACCUAUUUUCUAUUUUAAGGUAUAUUGCCAUGAGAAAAUAUAGCUUUGUAAAGCAUGUAAUAUAUUUAUUUCAAACCGAACAAAUAUGUUGUGAAAAGAAAGCUAUCCUUAUGAGAUAUAGUUAGGCCUACGGAUGGCACUGUAAAGGUAUAGCCUAGGACUCUUCAGAAUUUAUCGAUGUUGUGUUAGCAAGAUUUUUAGAUGCUUAUGUCUACAUUUUGAGAAAUCUAGUUUUUUAUUUUUAAAUUUUAUUUUCCCCCCUUCACUACUCCCUUUAGUGUAGAACUCUAAACUGUAACACUUAGUCUCCGCUUUAUAAGAUUCCUUUCUGUCAACCUCAUCUACAUGAGAAAGUGAUCAGGGUGUGUGUGUGUCUGGACUACAAGAGAAAAGAAUGUGACAUGAGAAUGUCAAUCUCCUUCAACUGCUUAAUUCCUCUAUUUCAGCUGUGCCUUCUGCACCACGUAAUGUCAUUUCUAAUGUGAAUGAGACGUCUGUGGUCCUGGAGUGGUCAGAGCCUGGUGAUUCCGGUGGUCGGGAAGACGUUUUGUUUAAUGUUAUCUGUAAAAAGUGCACUGAGAAGAUUUGCUCUCGCUGUGACGAUAAUGUUCAGUUUUGGCCUCGGCAACUUGGAGUCACUCAGCGCCGUGUCUCUGUCAGUCAUCUACAGGCUCAUACCAAAUACAGCUUUGAGAUUCAGGCUGUCAAUGGAGUGUCCAACAAGCACCCACACCCACCAAAUUACUACUCCGUCAAUAUAACAACCAAUCAAGCAGGUAAGUUUAAAAAAAAAUUUAAGAAUGAAAUGUUUGUAUUCUUGUUAGCAGUAGCCAGAUAAAUGAGAACAGUACAAGAAUAGCAAUAAGGGUUGGGGAAAAAAAAUAAAGACAGCUGGGUUGCAAGUAGGCUGAGGACAAACAGUAAGAGGAAUCUGCCAAGAAGUGAACAGGAGGUGAUUAACUUGUUUUUAUUUUCUUUUGUUUUCUUUCUCUUUUUUUUUUUUCUUUCUUCUCUUUAGCUCCUUCAGCAGUGCCGAAUGUGCUAAUUCACGGCAGUACAGCAAGUUCUCUUACUCUAUCUUGGUCUCCUCCUGAGAGUCCCAACGGUAUCAUUCUGGAUUAUGAGAUAAAAUAUUUUGCCAAAGUGAGCACUUAAUUUCCAUUUUCUUUUUUCCUGUUUCCCUCUCAACAUUCCUGUACGAACAUUCUCCUUCUGCUUCUUGGUCUCUUAUGUCUUCUAUCACAUUCUUCCUUGUGUUGUUUCUUUUUCUCUAUCUGUUUAUUCGUCUUUCCAUAGUAACUUUCCUUUUCCAGCUGCUAUUCACUUUCAUUUAUUCCCUCCCCCCAGUCUUGCUUUUCUACUCCACAGCUUCUCCUUAUCAAUUUCAGCUCUCCCACUCUCCUGCUUCUCAUAUUGCACACACAGGGCUUCUUCUCAGAACCAUGAUGUAGCCUGACCCAGUUCUUAUCUUAAACCUCUGCUUUUGUCAAGCAUCCCAUGUAUUCCCCCCCACCCCAUCUGAAGAUUUUUUUAUUGGAACUGAAUUUUAUUCAGUCACAAUUUAAAGCUUUUGUUCUUUUUAAAUAGUCAGAUGUGUGCUUUUUACAAUCUAAAAAAAAAUCUGUAGUCUCACUCGCUCUGUUCAGUUCCCCUUCAUGCUGUAAAUAUGCAUGUUUUAUUCACUUAAGAUUUGUAUUUAUUAAUUUUUAUUUUACUCUUAGGGUCACAGUGGUGCAGGUAACACUGUAACCAGUCAAAGAACAACGCUACGGAUGGAGGGGAUGCACCCAGACACCAUAUAUGUGGUCCAGGUUCGGGCUCGUACAGUGGCUGGGUACGGUGCAUACAGCGAUCCACGGGAGUUCCAGACCACAGCAGAGGAUGGUGAGUGAACACAUUAAUUGCUUUCAUGCACACGCCUUCCCAAGGCCACCUAACUUUAAUUACCAACUUGGGGCUUUGAUCUUUUAUCACAUUCCUUCCUUUUGGUCAUUGAUUGGGAACCAUACUCUUCUCUAUUCCCAUGGGUCUCUCACUAAGUGCAGAUUAAUUGCUUCCAAGCUCUUUCAUUCUCCUCCUCCCAACCCCCCCAACAUCCCAAUUAUUUUGAGUCACUGGUUUCUUGUCUGUACCCUUGUAUGCCCUUCCUGUGCCACCUCUGAACUUCUGCCUCUUGCCCUGCCAAUUAAUGUUACAGGGAAAUGCCUACCCCCACUUACUUGUUUCUACAUUGCUUCUGGGUUUUAUGAGAAUCUGAAUAAAAUUGGAUGUCCUAGUUGAAAUCGGAUCUAGAAUUUCUGAACAGUUGACCCAUAUUUUUCCACUUAUUCACACUACAAAUUUGUUUGUGUCCGGUCACUUCUAAAUGCCAUUUGCAUUUCAUAUGAAUUUAAACUGAUUUAAGAAUCUGCAUUCUCUGCUUUUCAUUAAUUUUACUUCAACUCCUCUUUGUAAUAUUCUGAUACAUGGAUGUAUUUAUUACUGAUCUUUUCACACUUCAUAGUCACAAAUCCCAUCAACAUGUCACUAAGAAGCAAUCUGUUACGCAAAAUCCUCUUGUAGUGUGCAUUUCUCACACCACCUUCUACUGUAUUCAUACCCGACAAGCCUGCAUUCCCAUCUACUCUCUAAUCUUCUACUAAUUUUCUUUCUAACCUCCUCUCUUGCUUCAAAACUCCACAAUGCUUAUUUGUCCACUGACCCUGUCCCGAAUGCCAUUCACCAAAUGAAUCUAUAGACACCCUGUAACAGUCUUUACUGAAUAUUUGUAUCAACCUCUUCUGCAAUGAUUACUGCAGUCUGUGUAUUUUUUGUAAUGUCUUAAACCUUUAACAACUAUAACAACCACAUUUCAAGUGAUUAUUUUUUUGUUAACACUGACCCACCCGUCUUAUAUUUCUACACCUCUUUCUUUCUGUGUAUAUACCCCCACAACCUUUCUUGCCGUGUACCUGUGCAGUGGCCGUGACCGUUCACUUGCUUUCACUUUAUCAGUACCUCAAACUUUAUUGGUUCUUCAAUCCCAAUGAAUCCUUUGCCCUGCUGAUUCCUCACACCAGUUCUCCUAUGCCUGCUGAUUCCUCACUCCCAGUUUUUCCUGUGCCCACUGAUCCCUCACCUUCCCUCCUCCUUUCUCCCUAAUCUACCCCUGCAGGUGACCGGAGCAGUCUGCAGGAGCAGGUCCCAAUGGUCGUUGGCUCUGUUACUGCCGGAUUGAUAUUCAUAAUUGCAGUGGUUGUCAUUGUAAUUGUUUGUUUCAGGUGAGUGACACAUUUGUAAAGAUGAUUGGGACAACCAGAAAACCAGUGUGUAAUAGUGAUGAAAUAGUUGUCAAUGUGUUAUUCUUAGGGCCAUUUUACAGAAAUGUGGCUGUUUACUGUAUUGAUGAUGUAUGUAUUUUUGCAGCAGGAAACAAAGGAAUGAUCCUGAAUCAGAAUACACAGAGAAACUGCAGCAAUACAGUGAGUAUUUUUUCAUUGCCUUACAUUUCCUUUUAUUGUUUAGCCCGAUUUUAAGUGUUUUUUUUUUUUUUUUUCUCUUAUAUUCCCAUCCAAUACACUUGUACACAAGGGUGUUUUUGCAUUUCUAGAGUGCUAAACUGCCUGACAUUUCGUAGGAUAGAAUAUGCAGGGAAUACUCUAAACACAGUACUCACUUUCACUUUGAGUGGUGCUUGUAUGUUCUGUUCUUACACUUUAUUAAAGGCAGCAUCAUUUUAGAUAUCCAUUUUCGCUGUUGUCUUUCUGGUCCUUGAAUGUGCUGGAUGUUUACCAUUAUCUCAGAACCUGAUAGACAGGAAUUUUAAAUACUGCCAAGAAGAACCAUAAAGCACAUUGUAUGGUCAGUCACUUUGGCUAGUUCUCGUAAAGACUUAAACGUCCGUUCCCCCAAAAUUGCCACAAAUUCAUUACUUAAUCCUGUAGAGUCAGUAUGGUAGAUCCUUUGACUUAACACCUAUAUCUCAACUCCCCUCUACAGAAAGGCAUCUGCUUCCACAUACUUCUUACUGUAUAAAAGACAUAACGUGGUUAUCAUUGUUUUCCCAUUAACCCUGAGAUUGCCCAAAUAUGCCACACAAGACAUGUUACCCUCUUUUUUUGCAGUGGUUCCAGGGAUGAAGCUUUAUAUUGAUCCAUUUACAUAUGAAGAUCCUAAUGAAGCUGUGAGAGAUUUUGCAAAAGAAAUCGAUAUAUCCUUUGUGAAGAUUGAAGAAGUGAUUGGAGCAGGUUUGUUUGAUCCUUCGAAGUACAUGCAUCAUUUUAAAAUGUUUUUAAACACGGCUUGGUUAUUUCUAAUUAAGAUAUCCAAGCAAUAUUGUGUGCCAUACAUUACAAUACAGAUUCACUAAUUGACUUAAUGCUCUUAUUGGCAGUGAGUCACAAAUGCAUAUGCUUGGGGAGAAUUUCCUUGGUUUUUGGGGGCAUUUUUUUUUUUCUUCAUCCUGACAAAUAGGAAUUCCCCCAUAAACAUUGGACUUGUCAUUGUGCCUGUAAACCUAAAACUGUAAUACUUAUAUUUUUUUAAAUCAAAUAUGUGAAUUGUGUUUGUUUGUUUUUUUUUAUUUAUUUUUUUUUUUUUAAAUCUCCCACCCCAGGUGAGUUUGGAGAGGUGUGCCGUGGCCGUUUAAAACAAGCUGGGCGUAGGGAACAACUAGUGGCAAUUAAGACUCUGAAAGCAGGCUACACAGAGCAGCAGAGGCGUGACUUCUUGAGCGAGGCAAGCAUUAUGGGUCAGUUUGAUCAUCCAAACAUCAUCCGACUAGAAGGAGUUGUGACCAGGAGCCGGCCUGUGAUGAUCCUGACGGAAUUUAUGGAAAAUGGAGCCCUUGACUCCUUCCUCAGGGUGAGCUUGUAAAUGUAUUUUCAAUCCACAACUAGACUAGGUUCACACGUGAGCUUGUGUAAUUUACAAUUAGCAGAAUGGCACUCCUAGGACUUAUUCUGGAAAAAUAAAACGUAACGUUUAAUUGGUUCAGCGUUCCAGUUUAACAAAACUUUCAUCAGGCUCAGUUGUACACCAUUUGCUGGAUAGAGCAUCAGAUAUAUAUAUAAUCAUUUGCUAGACAGAUGAGAUAGAAGUAUGCUGUAUAUAAUUUGAGAUCAGAUGGCUUAUUGGAAUAAAGGUCAUUUUGUUAGGAGACUUGGGUUAAAUCAGUAGCCCUUUCCUAGAGCAGUUGUGAAAUUGAUUUGUUUUUUGCCUUGGAAUCUUUUGACUGUAGUCACUGUCUUUUCAGAUGAAUGAUGGCCAGUUCACAGUUAUCCAGCUGGUGGGCACACUUCGAGGCAUUGCAUCAGGAAUGAAGUAUCUAUCAGAGAUGAAUUAUGUUCACCGUGACCUAGCGGCCCGGAACAUCUUGGUGAACAGCAAUCUUGUCUGCAAAGUGUCUGAUUUUGGCCUGUCUAGAUUCUUGGAAAACAGCCGCUCUGAUCCCACAUACACUUGCUCCUUGGUAAGAUGGGUUUGUGAACCAGUAAAGAGAAUUGGCAUGCAGGAGCUAUGAGAGGAAAUGAUUGAAUGCAUAGUCAUUUAGUGUUUUGGGGAAAACCUAUUAUUGUGACUAUACCAUCUGUAUAAAUCGGGCCACGAAAAGUAUUCAUUAUGCAGGGCUGUAAUGGUGUGUUCAAGCGGUUCCCUGUGAAAAGGGCAGGAGUGUGUCGGCAUAGUGUUGUAAUGUAGCUAAUUAGUACCUUCUGGGGCUUUUAAGAGGCACACUUACACAGGCGGUUCAUUUAGUAAAUCUCAUGUAGGACAGUGGCACUAGAUGGGGUUUAUGUUGACUUUCAUAUUCUCUUAUGCUUAGUGAUCAGUGGAUAGCAGUGAGAUUUUUGUUAUAAUUGAAGUUCUGGUGUAUAUGGCAGUUAAAUUUGCUUUGUAUAAAAAGGGGUGUCCUGUAACCCCAUACCUUGAGGAACUAAAAGAACUACAGAAAAUACGUCCUCUCCUAGUGUUUCAUCCAACAAAGGUCCACUACAUUACAGAAACUAUUUUUUUUUUUUUUUUUUUUUAAAAAAAAGCUUUGCAUACAUAUUUUCUAUAAGCAAUCCGUGAUAAAAAAUAUGGUCACAAUUUCAAAUGGCCUCGAAAUCAGUGGUGUGGGUGUAGGAGUGCUUCUUCUGUUUGUUUACAUUUAUUUAUUUUUAUUUUGUACAUGGAUGUUUCAUUUACAUCUAUUUAAAGACUUAAAGGAAAAUGUCACAGUAGAUGUUUGAGCAAGAUAAUGUUGUAUCUCUCUGUAUUAGGGAGGGAAGAUUCCAAUUCGCUGGACCGCACCAGAAGCCAUUGCUUAUCGAAAAUUCACAUCCGCAAGUGAUGUGUGGAGUUAUGGCAUUGUCAUGUGGGAGGUGAUGUCUUAUGGAGAGCGACCUUACUGGGAUAUGUCAAAUCAAGAUGUAAGUAAAGCUUCACUUAUAUAUUGUUGGCUAUGUAUAAAGAGUAUUCCUUAAAGGUUGAGCAAUCAAAAAGAAUAUUCAUUUGGUUUCCAUGGUGAUUGCUCCACAUUCAGGAAUUUGCUUAAAAUAUGCUAUUUAUACAUAACCACCAAAGAGAAAAGCAGGAAAAUGAUGGAAUAGUUUGUGAAACCCCCCAUGUUUUACAGUUGACUAAUUUUUGUGGCUCCCCCCCCCCCUCUUUUUUAAGGUAAUUAAUGCAGUGGAGCAGGACUACAGGUUGCCACCUCCUAUGGAUUGCCCUGCUGCUCUACACCAACUCAUGUUGGAUUGCUGGCUUCGUGAUCGGAACUUAAGACCCAAAUUCUCUCAAAUUGUCAGCUCACUGGACAAGCUAAUACGGAACGCCGCCAGUCUGAAAGUGACCAGCCCCACACAAACCGGGUUAGUGGAUUGCUUUAUUUGAAGUGAUUUCAUUUAGUCAAACUACAGCAAUCUCUCAUUGUGAAUAUAUUCCUACAUCUUAAUUUAUUACUCCAUUUUACACACAACCCCUCUUUAUUUUUAACUUGUUUGACUUUAUUUUUAAUGGUUGUAGGAUAUCUCAGCAGCUUCUUGACCGGACUGUUCCAGAUUACACAACCUUUCCCACCGUUGGUGACUGGUUAGAGGCAAUCAAGAUGGGCCAAUACCAGGAGAACUUCCUGAGUGCUGGUUUUACGUCCUUCCAUUUGGUGGCCCAGAUGACAGCUGAGUAAGUCUCAAACAAGCCACAUGUGGUUAUGAGUAAUGAUGUAGCUGGGAAAUCAUUGGACAACCUAGUAGUGAAUUAAGCAAACGUGUAACAGUUCUGAAUUCUCCACUUUUCAGAGACAUGCUCCGUAUCGGGGUGACGCUGGCUGGCCAUCAAAAGAAACUUCUCAAUAGUGUCCAGGAUAUGAGGCUGCAAAUGAGCCAAACUUUACCUGUCCAGGUGUGAGAUCACAACACCCAGGAACAUGGAACACGACUCUUCAUAUUGAAGAAAUAUUAUGAACUUGGAUAGGGCUCUAUAGGAAGCUGAAGGGUGCACACACAAAUUCUUCACAUGGUGGGAGUUUAUAAGUGGAGUUAGUCUUUGCACAUAUUAACUUUUUAUCCUCUGCUUGCUGAGAACUUGCACUUAGUGCUGAUCUGCUGCAGUGAGCAGGAUAGACCUCAGACUCCAAACUGUGCUUUCCCCGUUGUCUCUUAUUGGGUGACCUCCUGUAUGAAGAGUGUAUGUGAGUGAAUGUGUGUAUGACUGGUGCGAUAUCUUUAAACCGUGUAAGGGAUAAAUUGGUGGUAUAGGACGACAGGAGUGUGAUUACGGCUCAUUUGUGGGUAAACAGAGAGCCCCUAAGGGUACAUGUAAGACAAUGUAAGACCUCUUUAAGUGUCUUCCACCACUGCAGGACCAACACUUGUAAAAGAUGCAGGAUUGCAGAGCUAUCCAUUUUGUUCUAAUAGAUAUCUGCAGCAGGCACUCUGAGUAAGCCCCAAAUCUCUCUUCCUCACACGCAAAGAAAUAAAAGGCUGUGUGCCGAGUGGUCACUGCAGUGCCUUGUAUGGUCUGCUCACCUCUAGAGAGGGGGCUGCUAAGGACUCCUUUUUUUGAGAUACUUAAAUCCAAUAGUUCAGAUGUACAAGGCUAUUGGUAGUUAUAUCUCAUACACUGUGUCCAAGUCUCUUAGUGAAUAUGAGCCACUGUGUCUGAAAAUAAAUUCCUUCAUCGAUCUGUGCUAAUUCCCCUAAGAUAAGGAGAUGGUACAGUGAAUUCAUUUUAUUUUAAAUGCUGCUUUUUAUUUCACCUGAUUUUUACCCUUCCAAAUAUGUCCCUAUCAAGACCCCCCCAUUUCCCCAUACUGUGCUCUGUCUACUCAUCCCAUCUGCUAUCUGCCUCCCCUCACCCUUCUCCUUUGACAAUUUAGUGUCAGUCUCACCUACCCCACUAUGUCUUCCUAUCCCCUCUCCCUUCCCCUGAUCAUCCUUUCUCCUCCCCAUUCUGCUCCCCUAUUACAUGCUUCCCAUUGUAUUUUUUUAUUUUUUUUCCUGCUACCAUGAUUUUUAAAAAAAAAUUUAUUUUAUUUUGUUUUUAUUUUUGCGCAUAUUCGCACACUUUAAACAAUAUGGGGAUGUGUUUGAGUGCAAAUUCUCAUCAUAACUUUACAUUUUAUAAUUUUUAUAAAGAAGUACUUUUUUCAAUUAAAUUAUUUAAGAAACGAUAUGUGGUGUUGUAUUUCCUUUUUUUCCUUGCCUAUUUUGAUCAUAAAUGAAAGUUUCAUUCUAACCACUGUGUGGAUUUCCAUUCCACUGCAUCUUGGUAGAACAUUCUUCAACAAGGUCUGCUAAAUCGCUGGUUAAUUACUAGUGACCUUAUUUAUUAUUGUGUUCUGUUUUUGAC
Molecule: messenger RNA, 36616 nt
Organism: Pelobates cultripes (western spadefoot toad)
Lineage: Eukaryota; Metazoa; Chordata; Amphibia; Anura; Pelobatidae
Source: the annotation of a GenBank genome assembly